UCUUCCGCUCGUUUUUAGUUCAUUUUCUGUUUAGAAGGUUUUUUUAACUCCUCUUCCUAACUGUACUAACAUCCUAUUUGAAUUAGCCAGAACAGAUUAUGAUAUUGAAGAUUGUUGAUAAAGAUGUUUGAGACACAUGCAGUAAUCACAUUUUAAGAGAUUUUGGCUGUAGUUGUAUUUUGAAAAAGUGAUUGUGUUUUCAAGGUGCUUCUUGUCUUUUCUCUGUUUUAUUUCUGCAAACAGUGCCUUCACUCUCGUUGUAAACAAAAUUGUGUGGAGUUCAUCCUGUUUUCAGGACCAUUGUUGUUAGAAGUCUGUUUGCAAUGAAUUUUAAGUAAAACUCAUUCAGACUUUCUAUUCUCCACAUUUUUUCCACCCUCUCUAGUGACUUGGGCUGGGUGAUAGAACAAAAUAAAUAAAUGCUUUAUACAAAAAAUGCACAAAAAAUAUUUGAAAGUGAUCUAAUUUACAUAACAGAGCCCAUUCAGUAGCCCAUACGUAAUUAUUGCAAGUGCUUGCAAGUCUCACACAAGAAGCGAACAAAUCACUGAAUCAAAGUUUUGAAUCAGACAGUUCAAACUGAUUUGUGGAAAUGAAUCAAACUUACCAAGUCUAAUGCCAUUUUUACUACUUAAUGCUAUUAAAAUGUUCAGGAAACUUUGUGUUAAAAUCAAUAUGAUAUUCACAGUGUUGCUUGAUUUUACAUCAAGGAAAAGUCAUUGCAAAUAUAUUGUGAAUAUUGAUUAUAUCGCCCAGCCCUACUUGUGCCUUAUUUUAAAAAAAAAUCUCCAUAAACCAUAAAAUGCAUCAUAUUAUAUAUUUUGAAUAUUUGCUACGAGUAUUUCUUAAGCCCGGCUGGUAUUUCUUGGAGUUGUUUGCACCUUUUGGUUGUGUUUGUGUGUAAAAACAGAUGCACCUUGGUCUUUUAUCUGUUUUUAUCCAUGUGCAAACACAAGAGACAAGAAAAACACUCCAGCUGGGUUAGUGUGGGUUUUGUAAUAUAGAUGUUGUAGAUUCAAAGGUUCUUAUUGCCUUAUGUAAAGUUGUUGACACUGUAAUAUAUGCUCACAGUUGAGCCCUGGCUUGCAUAUAAUAUGUAUGUGUGCGAUUAAUGCAGAAUGAUCAUUUCUAAACCAAACACACAUACAAACGCACAUACACAUUUCUAGGAAAUAGAAUUUUUCAUCCUCAAGCUCUCAUAAUAAAAAAAAAAACUGUUCAAAACUUUAUGCACUCAUUAGGGCUGUCAAUUUAACAUGGAAUUUUAUUUCAAUCAAUCAUAGAAAGAUUAACUACUUUUGUCUUGACAUUGCAACCGUCACUGAUGUAUAUUUAGUGCAUGUCUACAUCGAAAAACACUGUGGAUGGACAAAACAAGUCAACAUUUAAGAGAAUGACAAACUCGACUGCAAAAGAGUGCACUGUGGAAUAUAUUGAUUUCUAAAGGCAAUUCUAAUCUAUACUUUAAUCUUCUUUUGGGGACUUUUCUCAGCAAAUUAACAAUUUGUCAGUUGGUUACAAACCAUGCAAUUCAUUUGAUUUAAAAAGUCAAUUGGCAGCCCAAGAAUAAAUUUUAACCCAGGACAAAUCCACACAUUAAAAGGAUGCUUCGUCACUCUGCGUGAACAAUGCAACCUCACAUCUCCCAUCACACCUAAAAUCAACCAUUUUGAUUGCUCUUCUCAUAUUGUUCUCCUGUGAAUGAUAUUCGCUUGACGCAAAAUGUCUUUCACCCCACCGAUGUGUUCCGGGAGGGCAGUGCUUAAUGUAAGUCGUGCCUGUCAGGUUUCCUUUGCACCUAAUUAAAGCAUGACAUCAUUUCCUCCCUUUCCUUCCGAGUCCUUGAGCGCCGUCAUGAGCGUGUACUAAAAGCAUGUGAUAUGCUGUUGAAGGCUCUGUGUGCUGUUUUAUGUUGUUGCAUAUUUUGCAGACGUAGGAUCUGUGGGAUUUUUUGACCACUGCUGCAGGUCAAUGACGUUGCAAGGUGCAGGCAAUGCUGAGAAGUUUGAUUAUUUGAUGAACUACUUGAAGAAGAUGGCUGGAAAUGAAUAUGUCGGUUUCAGCAAUGCCACAUUUCAGUCGGAGCGUGAGUCGGGAGACAGGAAUUUCGCUAUUGGCUAUUACCUGAAAGAAAAGAAGUGCUUUCCAGAUGGUACAGACAUGACUGCUGUUCUGGACUUGUACUUUCAGCUGUGCUCCAUCGAGGUAACCUGUGAGAGCGCUAGCGUCAUGGCUGCCACACUGGCCAACGGUGGCUUCUGUCCAAUCACAGGCGAGCGUGUGCUGAGCCCCGAGGCCGUGCGAGACACCCUCAGCCUCAUGCACUCCUGCGGCAUGUAUGACUUCUCCGGACAGUUUGCCUUCCAUGUGGGUCUUCCGGCCAAGUCAGGUGUGUCUGGUGGUAUUCUGCUGGUUGUGCCCAAUGUGAUGGGCAUCAUGUGCUGGUCUCCUCCGUUGGACAGACUUGGCAACAGUGUCCGGGGCAUCCAGUUCUGCACAGAUCUGGUGUCCUUGUUCAACUUCCACAACUAUGACAACCUGAGGCACUUCACCAAGAAGCUCGAUCCCCGCCGAGAGGGAGGGGACCAGCGGGUGAAAUCUGUCAUCAAACUCCUCUUUGCUGCCUACACAGGAGAUGUUUCUGCUCUCAGAAGGUUUGCACUGUCCUCUGUGGACAUGGAGCAGCGGGACUAUGACUCCAGGACGGCGCUGCACAUAGCAGCAGCUGAGGGACAUAUUGAGGUUGUGCGUUUCCUGUUAGAGGCCUGCAAGGUGAAUCCUGGUCCCAAGGACAGGUGGGGCCAUACACCUAUAGACGAGGCGACACACUCGGGUCAUCACGAGGUGCUCGAGCUUCUACAGGAGUACAGCGGUAAACACAACCCAGCAGAGCAUUGAAAAACACCUGAAUGUGAUUCUGGAGACGUAAACUUUUCUUCUACCACUAGACACUUGUUGAAUAGCUCGUGAAACACUGCCCUCUCUCAAGAUCCGUGUGCGUGUUUUCGUCACUACAUUUUUCGUUUGAAGCUGUCUCCUGUAGAUUUACAAGCUUUUGUGAAAAACUUUUGGCUUGUUCACAACAACUUCCUUGUAAGAAAGGGCGUGUGUCAUGAUGAUGGCCAUAUUUAACGGUGCGAAAUGACUCUCAAUAGGCGCUAUAAUUGUAUGCUUUCAUGCCUGUGAAAGGUGGAUCGAGGUGUGAGAGAGGAUGACUACAGCCAUGUCAUUGUUUUCCUGAGGGUAAACAGUUAAACUCAAGAGUGCAAGAAUGAAACCCAACAAUCCUGUUUAGAUAAGAAGCGUUCUUACAUUAAAAACAGCGAGAUUUGGUCAUGUUGCGCAAACGCUCACGACAUAGAAGCUGCUAGCCAACAUAUCUUACUUCUUUAUGCUGUCUUAAAAAAAUUCUCGGCAGGACGGAAUGAAAAUCGAGAUGCGACCUGCAAGUGCAUUUCCAUUAUCAAACAAUCGAUGUUGUCACGAGCGACGAUUAUCAUUAAGAUCCGAAAUAAGACAACGUGUCCUGUGUAAAAGUGGGAAUUAUUUUAAUUAUUUAGCUUGGGAUUUUUUGUAUGUAUAUCACUUUAUUUUAUUAUAACUCAUUAUUUGAACAUUUUAACCACUGCCAAAGACAGUUAUUUUUGUUCAUCUUUAUCAGAUAUAUGGACUGUGUAUUCUUCAGUGCACUCAUAUAGCCAUUUACACCCAAAGUACUUAGAACAAAAGUGGUCAAAAAUAAAUGUAUACUGGAUAACAAGAAGAUGAAAGUUAUAAAAAUCACAUUAUAUAAACAAAGUAAAUCAUCAGAUACAAUUAAAAAACUCCUUUAUUUAUAAAUACUCUUAUAAAUAUAUAAGACACUACAUCUGUGCAUUUAUGUAUAUUUUAUGAAGUGUUAAAUUACUGUAAGAGUCUAUUGUAAGACAGUUGUUUUAGCGGUGGAAAGAUGAUGUCAAACCUGUUCACCCGGACCAAACACUUGAUAGCCAAGUCAGUUAGUUGGACAAAAAUCAAGUUCAUGUCAAAGUAAAUGAAUGUAAACUCUUAAAGACACUUUAGCAUUAUUCAGUAUUCACUGAAGCACAUAUUUAUUUGCUGAUUUCUAUUGUAUUGUCAGUCUGUAUCUGACUGACUAAGUCAGUGUGUGUAUGUGCUAUUAAAGCAACGGUAUAUAAAGACUCAUCUUUGAUGAGCGAUAAUGAAUAAAAUUGUGUUAGUAAUUAAAAGGGUGUAAUUUUACUCAUUACUCAUUAUACUUACAGGGGACAAAACUACAUGCAACACAAAUUCUGACUAAAAAA
Molecule: messenger RNA, 4304 nt
Organism: Carassius auratus (goldfish)
Lineage: Eukaryota; Metazoa; Chordata; Actinopteri; Cypriniformes; Cyprinidae
Product: glutaminase kidney isoform, mitochondrial
Exons: 12
Coding region: 1972-2898 (308 amino acids)
Biological process (GO): L-glutamine catabolic process
Molecular function (GO): glutaminase activity; protein binding
Source: RefSeq, a predicted model, not a curated record